Messenger RNA from Marmota monax (woodchuck), 767 nucleotides. RefSeq names its product NADH:ubiquinone oxidoreductase subunit B5 (gene Ndufb5). Lineage: Eukaryota; Metazoa; Chordata; Mammalia; Rodentia; Sciuridae. The record is from RefSeq and is a predicted model, not a curated record. Bases 90 to 659 code for a protein of 189 amino acids. The transcript has 6 exons.
GGCGGUCCUGCCCCUUCGACCUCGUUGCUAAAUUGUCUCUCUCGGCUCCCGUUACUCUAUCCCUCUGCUUCCUGUUGCCCGUGGUAGCCAUGGCGGCUAUGAGUUUAUUGCAGCGGGCUUCGGUCACUGCAGUGACAGUUCUGUCUGGCCGCCGCGCUGGCUCUCGGCUCCGACUCGGAGGCUUCCUCACCCGUGUUUUUCCUAGGACUGUCGCUCCUGUGCGACACAGUGCAGACCAUGGGAAAAGACUGUUCAUCAUCAAACCUUCUUCAUAUUAUGACAAGCGUUUUUUGAAAUUAUUGAGAUUCUACAUUUUGUUGACUGGGCUUCCAGUAGCAAUUGGCAUAACUCUGGUGAAUGUAUUUAUUGGUGAAGCUGAAUUAGCAGAAAUUCCAGAAGGCUAUAUCCCAGAACAUUGGGAAUAUUAUAAGCAUCCUAUAUCAAGAUGGAUUGCUCGUACUUUCUUUGAAUGCCCUGAAAAGAAUUAUGAAAGAACAAUGGCUGUUCUUCAGAUUGAAUCUGAAAAGGCUGAAUUACGGUUAAAGGAGCUGGAAGUUCGAAGACUAAUGCGUGAGAGAGGCGAUGGGCCCUGGUAUCAAUAUCCAACUCCUGACAAGGCACUUAUUGAUCAUUCACCAAAAGCAACUCCUGACAACUAAUUGUUUAUUUCUUUAAAUAUAAAGUAUAUUCUCCCAAGUGGAAAACAAAUUAGUAAAUACAGUCUGUAUUUUUGCUCUGUAAUGAAUAAAAGAGCUUCUUUUCAUUGC